Molecule: messenger RNA, 603 nt
Organism: Solanum verrucosum
Lineage: Eukaryota; Viridiplantae; Streptophyta; Magnoliopsida; Solanales; Solanaceae
Product: agamous-like MADS-box protein AGL90
Exons: 1
Coding region: 1-603 (200 amino acids)
Molecular function (GO): protein dimerization activity; DNA binding
Source: RefSeq, a predicted model, not a curated record
AUGACUAAAAAUUCAGAUGAAUUGAGAAAUGAAAAGAAAGCAAGAGACAUAGCUGAUUUGUUCAAAACAGCAAAAGAAUUAUCAAUUUUAUGUGGAAUACUUGUUUCAAUAAUUAUUCUUAAUCCUAGAGAAUUCAUUCCUAUUAUGUGGCCAAAUGAAUUUGAGGCUAAGGGUAUACUCACAAGGUACUUAGGUUUCUCGGAAGAUGAAAGGCGUAAAAAGUUCGUUGAACAUGAAACUUAUCUGACAGAUAAAUUGAUUGAUCGGAAACUAAUUAUUGAGGAAAAAGUUAGAAGAAGCGAGGAGAAGAAAUCAAAAUUUAUGUUCAAACAAUUAUACGACAGAAAUGUUAAAGUAUCUGAACUUAAGCUUGAUGCUAAGGAAAUAAGAGGAUUGUUAAAGUUGUCUGCUCUUACAAGAGUUCAACUUGAUGAAAGGAAAAAACAAUUUGAUCAACAAUCUCAAAUUUUUCAGCCUGCAUCACUUUUCUGUAAUUUUGAUUCGACAACAAGGAAUGAUGUAGAUCAUAAUGAUUUUCAGGUUGUCGACACAUCAUUGAGUUUGUUGGUCGGAAGAGGUAUUAAACGUGGACGAAAUGAAUGA